UUCAGUAUUCCUUCUUCCGAGCACAACUUGCUGUGCUCUUCAUCUCUCUCUUACCUCUGCACUCUUUUUCUCCACCCUUCUUCUCUCUUCACAUUCUCAACACCAAAACAAAAAAAUGUCACUCGAUGUUCAUCCCCUUUUGUUCUUCCCUGGUCUUGUUGAGUCCCAAGUUCUCUCUGUUCAAGCUGUUCUAUGUGUUAUCCUCUUCACCUUCCUUUUCAUACUUUUCCUUACUCCCGGAGGUCUUGCCUGGGCCUUGUCCAAGUCAUCGGUGCAACCCAUUAUCCCUGGUCCAGUAACGGCCCAGCUCCGAGUCUUCACCGGUUUAACUCCUCACCGGACAUUGGCCAAACUGGCUCGCUCGCACAGUGCGGAGAAGCUCAUGGCUUUCUCCGUCGGCUUAACCCGGUUCGUCAUUUCAAGCGAACCGGAAACUGCUAAGGAGAUUCUGGGGAGUACUGGUUUUGCUGAUAGACCGGUGAAGGAAUCGGCUUAUGAGCUUCUGUUCUACCGUGCGAUGGGAUUCGCACCAUACGGAGAGUACUGGAGGAACCUCAGGAGAAUAUCCGCUCUCCACCUCUUUUCUCCGAAGAGAAUAGCCGGAUUCGAAGGGUUCCGGUGCGAGGUGGGGUUGAAAAUGGUGGAAGAGGUGAAGAAGGUUAUGAGUGAGGACAGACCCGUGGAGGUUAAAAAGGUGCUUCAUUUGGGGUCGUUGAACAAUGUAAUGAUGACCGUUUUUGGGAUGUGUUAUGGGUUUUACGAGGGUGAGGGGGCUGAGCUUGAGGCAUUGGUGAGUGAAGGGUAUGAGCUUUUGGGUGUGUUUAACUGGAGCGACCAUUUUCCCUUGCUGGGGUGGUUGGAUUUGCAGGGUGUGAGGAAGAGAUGCAGGGAUUUGGUUGAAAAGGUUAAUGCUUUUGUUGGGAAGAUCAUUGAGGAACACAGAAUGAAGAGGGAGAAGGGUGAGUAUGUGAAAGAUGAAGGGAUGUCUGAUUUCGUUGAUGUGUUGCUUGAUUUGGAGAACGAAAACAAACUCAGCCAGGCUGAUAUGAUUGCAGUGCUUUGGGAAAUGAUUUUCAGGGGAACAGACACAGUGGCGAUUCUACUGGAGUGGAUUCUGGCGAGGAUGGUUCUCCACCCUGAGAUACAAGAAAAGGCUCAAAGGGAAAUAGACAGUGUGUGCGGAUCCUCAAGGUUGGUUUCCGAUGCAGACAUUCCGAACCUGCGGUACCUUCAGUGCAUUGUGAAGGAGGCUCUGAGGGUGCACCCACCGGGCCCUUUACUCUCCUGGGCUCGUCUGGCAGUGCAUGAUGUGACUGUGGGCGACAAGCACAUUCCGAAAGGCACGACGACGAUGGUGAACAUGUGGGCAAUCACGCACGACGAGAGGGUGUGGGCUGAACCGGAGAAGUUCAAACCGGAGCGGUUCAUUGAGGAGGAUGUGAGCAUAAUGGGGAAUGAUUUGAGGUUGGCUCCGUUCGGGUCUGGGAGAAGGGUGUGUCCUGGGAAGGCCUUGGGCUUGGCCUCUGUUCAUCUUUGGCUUGCUCAGCUCCUUCAGAAUUUCAAAUGGGUUUCUUCUGAUGAUGGUGCUGUGGAUUUGGAAGAGCAACUCAAGCUCUCCAUGGAGAUGAAGAAACCACUGUCUUGCAAGGUUGUGCCUAGGGUUGCUGUUUCCGUGUUUUGAGUUUUUAUUUAGUAUUAAUUAAGUAGGGUUUAGUUAAUCUCUUUUAUCUGUUGUUGUGUUUUCCUAGGUUGUUUUAGGGUUUAAUGGUAGGUUUUGGAGGUUGUUAAUUGGUGGAGAGCUAGUAGGUGAGAGAAUGUGAGAAGUUGGUGGUUUUAUGAGUUAAUGGAUGUCAGUGAAGAAUGUUGUUUUCUAUGUGUGUGGUUUUCUUUAUGGACUUGGUCUAAAUUAUUUUAAUGGUAGUAAAUUAGUGAUUUUAGUUAAA
Messenger RNA from Vigna unguiculata (cowpea), 1943 nucleotides. RefSeq names its product cytochrome P450, family 78, subfamily A, polypeptide 5 (gene CYP78A5). NCBI's taxonomy places the organism in Eukaryota, Viridiplantae, Streptophyta, Magnoliopsida, Fabales, Fabaceae. Gene Ontology annotation, molecular function: oxidoreductase activity, acting on paired donors, with incorporation or reduction of molecular oxygen; monooxygenase activity; heme binding. The record is from RefSeq and is a predicted model, not a curated record.